Branchiostoma floridae (Florida lancelet) is the source of this 1438-nucleotide messenger RNA. Its product is annotated as eukaryotic translation initiation factor 1A, X-chromosomal-like. NCBI's taxonomy places the organism in Eukaryota, Metazoa, Chordata, Leptocardii, Amphioxiformes, Branchiostomatidae. Gene Ontology annotation, cellular component: cytoplasm. Gene Ontology annotation, molecular function: RNA binding; translation initiation factor activity. The coding region runs from base 192 to 629 and encodes 145 amino acids. The transcript is spliced from 7 exons. The record is from RefSeq and is a predicted model, not a curated record. Gene Ontology annotation, biological process: translational initiation.
GCACCGCGCCGGGCCGGGAGGAAGUUGCGCCAUUUGUCGACAUCAGAACCGUAUGGAGACAGGAGCUAGCCAGUGACUUUUCAUCAUUUUCUGCUUUCUGUAACCUUACAGGCGUCUUUUGUCGCGUUCGUAUUCCCUAGGAGAUACCCUAGACACUAUUUGUUGGAGAAAUUAGCAUCUAAGGGAUAAACAUGCCGAAGAAUAAGGGAAAGGGAGGAAAGAACCGAAGAAGGGGAAAGAAUGAGAACGAGUCUGAGAAGAGAGAGUUGGUGUUCAAGGAGGACGGACAAGAGUAUGCACAGGUGACAAAGAUGUUGGGUAAUGGCAGACUGGAGGCCAUGUGCUUCGAUGGCCAGAAACGAUUGUGUCAUAUCAGAGGAAAGCUGAGGAAAAAGGUGUGGAUUAACACAUCAGACAUCAUUCUGGUGGGGCUGAGAGAGUACCAGGAUGCAAAGGCAGAUGUGAUCCUGAAGUACAACGCUGACGAAGCACGAAACCUGAAGUUGUAUGGAGAGUUGCCAGAAUCUGUACGAAUCAAUGACACAGUCACCUAUGGUGAGGGUGGCGAGGAGGAUGACAUCACCUUUGAUGACUUUGAGAGAGAAGAGGAUGAAAUUGAGAAUAUCUAAGCUUCCAGUCUUGCAACAGAUCAUAGAAUUGGCGUUCCUUGUUUUCACUAAUGAAGAAAAAGAAGAAAGAAUAUACAAAGAAAAUACAAAGAUGAACAUUGACAUUUAAUCUAGGAUUUUGCUGCUUGGAAUGCCUCUAACUUGUGUUGAAUUGUGCAGGCAGUGUAAGAAUACUUUGUAUCUGCAAUUUUCAAGAAGUGAAACAACACCAUUUGUAUGUACAAGUUCUAAGCAAAAAUACUCUUAGUACAAGAGGUUGGAUUAAAAGUAAAGUAGAUAUACAAAAAAGAGAGUAAAAUGCUUGAUAAGAGGUUUUUAAACCUAGCAAAUCAAAUAAGAGUUAAGUUGUCUGGUAUAAUUUCUAUGAACCGUCUUGUGUUGUUGACUGUCACACAUGGUAGGACUAAGUUUUGAGAAGUGUUUUGAGUAGUGUAUUUAUGUUACCAAGCAAUGUCCAACAUACAGGUUCAUGUGUUCCAGAGUAUUGUUAGUUCAGCAUGGCCCUAUUGUGUAUGUACUGCAUGAGUCACCAAGUUAAAAUAUCAAGUGUUUUGACAAAGUAAAGUCUUGUGUUUCUAAAUGAAAGAAAAAUACAUGGGCACUGUCUGUUUUGAUAGUCCAAGCUGGCAAUAUAAUGGGUACCAUAUAACAGUUGCAUUAACUAUUACAUGUAGAUUAUGGAAACUAGAUGUAAAGAAAUGUACAAUACAUGGAACAGUGUACAUGCACGUACUGCUACACUAUGUGGUGCAUUGUGUUGGUAUAAUGUCUUCUAAAUAUGAAAAUAAAGCUGUACCAAUCUCAUCAGA